This is a messenger RNA of Neofelis nebulosa (Clouded leopard), 2158 nucleotides long. RefSeq names its product cyclin L1 (gene CCNL1). Gene Ontology annotation, biological process: regulation of transcription by RNA polymerase II. Gene Ontology annotation, cellular component: nucleus. Gene Ontology annotation, molecular function: cyclin-dependent protein serine/threonine kinase regulator activity. Bases 11 to 1591 code for a protein of 526 amino acids. The transcript has 11 exons. The record is from RefSeq and is a predicted model, not a curated record. NCBI's taxonomy places the organism in Eukaryota, Metazoa, Chordata, Mammalia, Carnivora, Felidae.
CGCUGAGACUAUGGCGUCCGGGCCUCACCCGACCGCGACCGCUGCCGCCGCCGCCUCGUCGGCCGCCCCGAGUGCGGGCGGCUCUAGCUCCGGGACGACGACCACGACGACGACUACGACGGGAGGGAUCCUGAUCGGCGACCGCCUGUACUCGGAAGUUUCGCUCACCAUCGACCACUCGCUGAUUCCGGAGGAGCGGCUCUCCCCUACCCCGUCUAUGCAGGACGGGCUCGACCUGCCCAGCGAGACCGACUUGCGCAUCCUGGGCUGCGAGCUCAUCCAAGCCGCCGGCAUUCUCCUCCGGUUGCCGCAGGUGGCGAUGGCAACGGGGCAGGUGUUGUUUCAUCGUUUUUUCUACUCCAAGUCUUUCGUCAAACACAGUUUCGAGAUUGUUGCCAUGGCUUGUAUUAAUCUUGCAUCAAAAAUUGAAGAAGCACCUAGAAGAAUAAGAGAUGUGAUUAAUGUAUUUCACCACCUACGCCAGUUAAGAGGAAAAAGGACUCCAAGCCCCCUGAUCCUUGAUCAGAACUACAUUAACACCAAAAAUCAAGUUAUCAAGGCAGAGAGAAGGGUGCUAAAGGAGUUGGGAUUUUGUGUUCAUGUCAAGCAUCCCCAUAAGAUCAUUGUUAUGUAUUUACAAGUCUUAGAAUGUGAACGUAAUCAAACCCUGGUUCAAACUGCCUGGAAUUAUAUGAAUGACAGUCUUCGAACCAAUGUAUUUGUUCGGUUCCAGCCAGAGACUAUAGCAUGUGCUUGCAUCUACCUUGCAGCUAGAGCUCUUCAGAUUCCAUUACCAACUCGUCCCCAUUGGUUUCUUCUUUUUGGUACUACAGAAGAGGAAAUCCAGGAAAUUUGCAUAGAAACGCUUAGGCUUUAUACCAGAAAAAAGCCAAACUAUGAAUUGUUGGAAAAAGAAGUAGAGAAAAGAAAAGUAGCCUUACAAGAAGCCAAAUUAAAAGCAAAGGGAUUGAAUCCCGAUGGAACUCCAGCCCUUUCAACCCUUGGUGGAUUUUCCCCAGCCUCCAAACCAUCAUCACCAAGAGAAGUGAAAGCUGAAGAGAAGUCACCAAUCUCUGUUAAUGUGAAGACAGUCAAGAAAGAACCUGAGGACAGACAACAGGCUUCCAAAAGCCCUUAUAAUGGUGUAAGAAAAGACAGCAAGAGAAGUAGAAACAGCAGGAGUGCAAGUCGAUCAAGGUCAAGAACACGAUCACGUUCUAGAUCACAUACUCCAAGAAGACAUUAUAAUAAUAGGCGGAGCCGAUCUGGAACAUACAGCUCAAGAUCAAGAAGCAGGUCCCGCAGUCACAGUGAAAGUCCAAGACGACAUCAUAAUCAUGGUUCUCCUCACCUUAAGGCCAAGCAUACAAGAGAGGAUUUAAAAAGUUCAAAUAGACAUGGUCAUAAAAGGAAAAAGUCUCGUUCUCGAUCUCAGAGCAAGUCUCGGGAUCACUCAGAUGCUGCCAAGAAACACAGGCAUGAAAGGGGACAUCAUAGGGACAGGCGUGAAAGAUCUCGCUCCUUUGAGAGGUCCCAUAAAGGCAAGCACCAUGGUGGCAGUCGCUCAGGACAUGGCAGGCACAGGCGCUGACUUUCUUCCUUUGAGCCUGCAUCAGUUCCUGGUUUUGCCUAUCUACAGUGUGAUGUAUGGACUCAUAAUCAAAACAUUAAAAGGAAAUUGAUUAGGAUUUGAUUUCUUAAAGCCCUCUAGGUCUCUAGAAACACUGAGGACAUUUUCUUUUGGAAAGAAACUAUGUUUUUUUUUUUUUGUUUUGGGGUUUUUUGUUUUUAAGUUUUUGUGGGUUUCUUUUUUGUUUGGGGGGUUUUUUUGGUUGUUUCUAGGGUUUUUGUUUUGUUUUGUUUGUUUUGUUUUUGUUUUGUUUUGUUUUUUUUGCACAUUAAAAUGCCCUAGCAGUAUCUAAUUGAAAACCAUGGUCAGGUUCAAUUGUACUUAUAGUUGUGUAUUGUUUAUUGCUAUAAGAACUGGAGGUGAGUUCUGUAAAAAUGUAUCUUAUUUUUAUACAGAUAAAAAUUGCAGACACUGUUCUAUUUAAGUGGUUAUUUGUUUAAAUGAUGGUGAAUACUUUCUUAACACUGGUUUGUCUGCAUGUGUAAAGAUUUUUACAAGGAAAUAAAAUACAAAUCUUGUUUUUCUAAA